Messenger RNA from Cebus imitator (Panamanian white-faced capuchin), 1849 nucleotides. It is a transcript of the gene NGB, whose product is annotated as neuroglobin. Gene Ontology annotation, molecular function: heme binding; oxygen binding. Lineage: Eukaryota; Metazoa; Chordata; Mammalia; Primates; Cebidae. The coding region runs from base 364 to 819 and encodes 151 amino acids. The record is from RefSeq and is a predicted model, not a curated record. The transcript is spliced from 4 exons.
AGGCCACCAGGUCGUCGCUGGAGGAGGGAGCGCGCGCUCGCUGGCCUGGAGAGGGCGGGGGCCGCAGUGGCUUUAAAGCGCCCAGCCCGGGCGGCGCGGGGCGGGGCGGCUCUCGCGACUGGGGGACGCAGGGCGCAGCGGCCGAGCGGGGUCCCCGGAAGCACAGCUGGGCACCUCCGCCUACGGCCGGCCGCGCGCCUCUUCUCUCCCGCGCCAGGGAAGAAGCGGCUACGGCCCCCACUGGGCGGAGGCACGGGGGUCAUAGAGGGGGCGGAGGGGUCCACGUCGCGGAGGAGAUGGUGCAGCACGUGCUGUGACGGCGCCCGCGCCCCGAGGGUCCCAGCCCCGAGUCCCUGGGACAGCAUGGAGCGCCCGGAGCCCGAGCUGAUCCGGCAGAGCUGGCGGGCUGUGAGCCGCAGCCCUCUGGAGCACGGCACAGUCCUGUUCGCCAGGCUGUUUGCGCUGGAGCCUGACCUACUACCCCUCUUCCAGUACAACUGCCGCCAGUUCUCCAGUCCGGAAGACUGUCUCUCCUCACCUGAGUUCCUGGACCACAUCAGGAAGGUGAUGCUCGUGAUUGAUGCUGCAGUAACCAAUGUGGAAGACCUGUCCUCACUGGAGGAGUACCUUGCCAGCCUGGGCAGGAAGCACCGGGCAGUGGGUGUGAAGCUCAGCUCCUUCUCGACAGUGGGCGAGUCUCUGCUCUACAUGCUGGAGAAGUGUCUGGGUCCUGCCUUCACACCAGCCACUCGGGCCGCCUGGAGCCAGCUCUACGGGGCCGUGGUGCAGGCCAUGAGUCGAGGCUGGGACGGCGAGUAAGAGGCGACCCUGCUCGGCAGCCGCCAUCUGUCUGUCUGUGGUCUGUACUGUUGUAGCCCAGGCUUCCCAAGCUUCCAUGCGUCUUGGUCCUUGUCUCCUUUGCCACACUGGAGAGGUGACACUGGGGCAGGGCUGGGUCUCAGCUCUCAGAGCCCAACUGCAGGAGUGGCCUUUCCUCCAGGAAGGGGCUUCUGGGUGUCCUGUCAUCCCCAAUAGCGUCUUUCCUGCCUUUCUUUUUACCUUUUUGGCACCCCCUCUGGCCCCAUGAGGAGUGUUUUGGUGGCAGACGUGGGAUGGAGCUGGGAAGGUAUGGGGCUGGGAGGGAAUGGGGCUCUUCUGUCUGUCCUGCUUCUUCAGGAGCACAGGCCAAGGUGGGGGUGAGAUGGCUGAGCUUCCAGCACCUUCCAUCCCGCCUGCCCAGCUCCUCCACUGCUCUCCUGCCCCAGGGCAUCUUGCUUUCACAAAUAGAGAAAGAGCAGCUUAAGCCUUUUUGGUGGAAUCCCAGGCAGUGGGAGCUGAAUCAGUACCACCAGGGAAGGGAAGGGGGCCUGGGUCUCAAUGGGGCUCACCUGAGUCCCGAGGGCUGUGCAGAUGCUCUGACAGUCAGUGUCCCUCUGCGGCAUUCCCUUCCCCUCAUUCAGCACUUCUGAGGGAGCUCCCGGACUAUUCUGCAGCUGUGGGGACCCAGCUAGCGGGCCAGGUGGGGUGGGGCUGGGGACCGGCCAGGAAGGAGGGGCGUCUUCAUCCCAGAGAAACCCAAGUUCCCCCAGCCCUUCAUCACCAACCCAGCCCUGCAGGAGUGAGUCUUACCACCCUCGGCCCUCCUUUCUGCCCCAGCCUGCAGCAACGGGGAGACCACAGCGCCUCAGAUUCACUGCCCGCUGUGUGCCUGUACUCAGGCAGCUGGAGGGAAGAGAAGGCAGCCGCAGAGGCCCCCGCCCUCACCCCAGCUGUCCGCACUUUAACCGUUUGCUCUGUGCUGUGGUCUAUAAACUCAUGAGAAAUAAACUGGUUCUGUGUGCCUCUCUGA